This is a messenger RNA of Carassius carassius (crucian carp), 2195 nucleotides long. RefSeq names its product P2Y purinoceptor 3. Lineage: Eukaryota; Metazoa; Chordata; Actinopteri; Cypriniformes; Cyprinidae. Gene Ontology annotation, cellular component: membrane. The coding region runs from base 325 to 1563 and encodes 412 amino acids. Gene Ontology annotation, molecular function: oxysterol binding; G protein-coupled receptor activity. The transcript has a single exon. Gene Ontology annotation, biological process: G protein-coupled receptor signaling pathway. The record is from RefSeq and is a predicted model, not a curated record.
AAUGAAGUGAAAAGGGUCUGAAUCAGCAGCAUAUAUAGGCCUACCUAUGCGCAAACAGUAUCAGGGAUUGUGAAAGAGAAAGGGGGAUGCGGGGAGGGCUUGUGUGGGAUGACGGCUGCUUUUAAAGGUUUUGGCAAGCUGGUACUUUUUUUGUGCAUCCUAACACCAAUGUAUCUCUCAUAGAUGUUAAACUAGACCACAAGGAGGAGAUCGUUGGAUCCUCAAAUAAACCUGUUCGCUGGAGAAGACGUGGUUUCAGAAGCAUAAAAAUGGGAGGAUGAAACCAGGAGGCUCCCUAAGAAUCUGAUUAAGAACUACCCUACAAUGACGACAAGAGGGCUUACUGUUUUGUUUGAAACAGAGAAGGGGGUAGAUGCCCAGCUUUCCUCCUCAAACAACUCUUCAGUUGCUGCCUCCUGCAAUAUUGACGAGUCCUACAAGUACAUCUUCCUGCCCAUUUGCUACUCCUUUACAUUUGUCUUCAGUAUAACCCUUAACUUUGUGGUUCUCUACCGUUCCUUUCGACACACCAGGCACUGGAACGCAUCCCUGAUUUACAUGGUGAACCUAGCCACAACAGACUUCAUGUAUGGUUUAUCCCUGCCCUUUUUGGUGGCCAGUUAUGUCAUGCGGGACGACUGGGUGUUUGGAGACUUCAUGUGCCGUCUAGUGCGUUUCCUCUUCUACUUCAACCUCUACUGCAGCAUCUUCUUCCUCACUUGCAUAUCAGUGCACCGCUACCUAGGCAUCUGCCACCCCAUGAAGACCAUCACCUUGGAGACCAAACGAGCAGUUAAGGGGACUUGUGUUCUGGUGUGGAUUGCCGUUUUUGCACUAACAUGUCCAAUUUUCCGUUUUGCAAAGACACAGAAUCUUCCACGUGAAGGUAAGGGCUCGACGGAGAUGUUCAUUAAUUGCUGGGAUGAUGCAAUUGAUAAAGAGUUCCAUGAUUACAUCCCUUAUGGGGUCACGCUUCAUUUCUUGGGCUUUUUUGUGCCGUUCAGCAUCAUUGCCUGGUGCUACUCACGUGUAGUGUUAACAAUAUUUCGGACGCUGCACUCUCAACCUCCUCCUCCUCAAAGAGUCAGAAGUGGGACGGGCUGUGAAAGUGUCGCAGGAAUUGGGGGAGAGGGCAUGUCAAUCAUCUUAGGGGCUCAAUCACCUUAUGUCAACAGACGGCGCAAGUCCAUCAAGACCAUAAUUACCAUCACUCUCCUCUUUGCCCUUUGCUUCUUCCCCUUCCAUGUCACUCGCACUAUUUUCCUACUGCUGAAAGUGACGAGUAAGGUGCAGUGCCACACCUUGCGAAUGGUUUCCAUCUGUUAUAAAAUCACUCGACCCCUGGCAUCAUUCAACGCCUGGCUGAAUGCACUACUUUACUUUCUUACUAAAGAGAAAAACGGGCCCUGUUGUCAAAAACCUGAACAUGCCCAUCAUGGCCUGCUAUGGCCACUUAGAAUGAUGGGAAAAGGAGAGGAAGAGGAGAAUGAAUUUGAAGAGAUAAGGAACCACAAGGAAAAUGGUCCAACAGAUAAAAACAAUACACACAGAGGCCUGCCUUAAGUAAUGAGCAGGUAAACAUGUGACAGCCCAGGACAUCAACAAGUGAACCUGGUGGACCUGCCUUCAUAUGGGAUUUAUUUGAAACAAACAGAUGUUUUUGUUAUAUUCUCUGUAUUUGUAUAUUUCUGUGCGUUCACAUUAAACAUGGAGGAUCUUGUAGUUUUGUAUUUUCAAGACCCCUUAAAAAUUAUUUUACUUGUUGAUUGCUUGGGUGGUUAAUUAGUUAUUAUAUAUAUAUAUAUAUAUAUAUAUAUAUAUAUAUAUAUAUAUAUAUAUAUAUAUUUGUUAUUGUGUAUGUAUAUGUAUAAGGUUGAAUAUUGAUUUAGUUUUAGUAAUUGCAAACACACACACAUAUAGAAUAAUAAGUUAAUUUAUAAGGUGUCUUCAGUCUGCAGUUGUUGGCAUACCUCAGGGUGGACACAUUUUGUGCAGGGUCUAUGUUUAGCACUGUCAUGGAUUAAUAUGUCAUGUUGUGAAUAAUUAAACUGUUCUAAUAAACAUUUUCUGAACCUGUUUAAAUGAUAAUUUAAUUAUGACUGUGAUCUUUUGAAGUCACUAUACAUUAUUAAGCACUCUUUCAGAUUGGUAUGUCAUUGUGUGUGUACAGAAUCUAAAUUUAUUGUAGAAUAAAA